Messenger RNA from Amblyraja radiata (thorny skate), 4464 nucleotides. Its product is annotated as mitofusin-1. Bases 157 to 2379 code for a protein of 740 amino acids. The record is from RefSeq and is a predicted model, not a curated record. NCBI's taxonomy places the organism in Eukaryota, Metazoa, Chordata, Chondrichthyes, Rajiformes, Rajidae. The transcript is spliced from 18 exons. Gene Ontology annotation, biological process: mitochondrion localization; mitochondrial fusion. Gene Ontology annotation, cellular component: mitochondrial outer membrane. Gene Ontology annotation, molecular function: GTPase activity; GTP binding.
ACCGCGCCCGUCACGUGACGCGCUGCGGGGCAGCGGCCUGGCCUGCGGGGCAGCCGAGAGCCGGUCAGUGGCCCUCGUCGUCUAUUGAGCGGCUGGUCCCCUGAACACCCCAGUCCGCACAGCACAGCGCCGGCCCGUGUGGACAGGAGUUGAACCAUGGCAGACACAAGUUCAUCUCCACUCAAGCACUUUGUACAAGCUAAGAAGAAGAUUAAUACCAUCUUUGAACAACUGUUGGAAUAUGUUAAUGAAGGUGCAAGGUUUAUUGAAGCGUCUCGUCAGAAUGAAGGCCUGGAGAAGAUAACAACACAGCAACAGUUGUCGGAGAUAGAAAUAUUUGCUUCCAAAGUGGCUGGAAUCCGCGAGGUGCUGGCACGUCGGCACAUGAAAGUAGCCUUUUUUGGAAGAACAAGUAAUGGAAAGAGUACUGUGAUCAACGCAAUGUUAUGGGACAAGGUACUGCCCAGUGGCAUUGGACAUACGACCAACUGCUUCCUGAGUGUGGAAGGAACAGAUGGAGAUAAAGCCUAUUUGAUGACUGAAGACUCUGAGGAAAAGAAGAACGUGAAAACUGUGAACCAGCUGGCACAUGCUUUACACCAGAAUGAGUACUUGGACGCUGGAUGUCUAGUCCGUGUGUUUUGGCCAAAAUCGAAAUGUGCUCUUCUUCGGGAUGACUUGGUAUUAAUGGACAGCCCUGGUACAGAUGUAACCACUGAGUUGGAUACCUGGAUUGACAAAUUCUGCCUGGAUGCUGAUGUCUUUGUGUUAGUCGCGAAUUCAGAAUCGACACUAAUGCAAACGGAGAAACAGUUUUUUCAUAAAGUUAAUGAACGACUUUCCAAGCCAAAUAUUUUCAUCCUGAAUAAUCGUUGGGAUGCUUCUGCUUCUGAGCCAGAGUACAUGGAUGAGGUACGGCAGCAGCAUACUGAUCGCUGUGUAAACUUCCUGGUGGCUGAACUUGGGGUAAUGGACUAUGCACAGGCUGAGAAACGGAUCUUCUUCGUUUCUGCCAAGGAGGCUGUAAACGCCAGGAUUCACAAAGCUCAAGGGAUGCCAGAAGGGGGUGGUGCGUUGGCAGAUGGAUUCCAGGCUAGGCUUUUUGAAUUUCAAAAUUUUGAACGACAAUUCGAGGAAUGCAUCUCGCAGUCAGCAGUGAAAACAAAAUUUGAACAGCACACGAUCAGAGCUAAACAGAUCAUUGACACUGUGAAACAAAUCAUGGACUCCAUCAAUGUCGUUGCGGCAGAGAAGAGAGUGUUUUCACUGGAGGAACGCGAGGACCACCUCGACCGGCUGGAGUUUGUACGCAGUCAACUGACGUUCCUCUCAGAGGAUUGUAAGAGAAAAAUCAAAAUGGUGACAGAAGAAGUAGAAGUGAAGGUUUCGGCUGCAAUGACGGAUGAAAUCUGCCGCCUCUCUGUAUUGGUCGAUGAGUUUCGGGGCGACUUCCACUCUUCUCCUUCAGUCGUGAAGUUUUAUAAAAACGACCUGCACAAACACAUCGAGGAUGGACUGGGGAGGAAUCUGGCUGAUCGCUGCUCCAACGCAGUGCUUGCAGCGCUGCAGACUGCACAGUUGCAAAUGAUAGGAAAUCUCAAAACGCUGCUUCCAGUGAAUGUCCAGAAUCAAGUCAGUGAACUUCUACCCUAUCACAAGUUUGAUCUCAGUUACGAUCUGAAUUGCGACAAGAUCUGUGCAGAUUUCCAGGAAAACAUUGAGUUCCAAUUCUCUCUUGGCUGGACGUCACUGGUCAGUCGCUUCCUGGGACCCAAGAAUGCCCGCCAAGCCCUGCUGGGACUGGCCGACCCCAGUUCCCAGUUCCUUCGGCCGUUCCCAGUGACGCCGACCACAGCCAGCGUUCCAGCACAUGGACAGGAAAACGUGGUUCAGGAAGAAAUGAUGAUCUCCUUGGUGACGGGGCUGGCCUCUCUCACGUCGCGGACGUCAGUAGGCGUUGUCGUCGUUGGAGGAGUGAUUUUCCGGGCUGUGGGCUGGAGGCUCAUAGCUGUGGCUCUCAGUCUCUACAGCUUAUUGUACAUGUACGAACGGCUGACGUGGACGACAAAGGCAAAGGAGAGGACGUUCAAGCGGCAGUUUGUAGACUACGCCACGGAGAAGCUGCAGAUGGUGGUCAGCUUCACCAGCGCUAAUUGUAGUCAUCAAGUCAGUCAGGAAAUGAGCAGCACAUUUGCUCGACUCUGCCAGCAGGUGGACAUCACCGAGAAAAACUUAGAAGAACAAAUCUCCGAACUCAACAAAAAAAUUGAACUCCUUGAAUCUACACAAAACCGAUCAAAGCUUCUGAGAAACAAGGCAACGUGGCUAGAAAAUGAAUUGGACGUAUUUACGAAGCAGUACCUGCAGCCGAGCCGCUGAUUGCGAGCCAGCGGUAGAAUUUAUGUUUGUUCCAUGACCUCACCGACGGCAAUUGUCACCACUGCUGCCCCAGUACUAUGUGGAACAAUACAAACUUUGUCCCUUUAUCUACAGUAAUGACUUUUCACGACCCUAUUGAGCAGCCUGUAAAGAUGCUUUUUUUUUUUUAAACAAAAGUGAGAUGUUGAAAAAGUAGUCACUGCUGGAUGGGGUGACCAAUCCCAUGUGAUGAGGCACUUUUCAAUUCUAUAUAACGUCAGAAUCAGUUUAAUUAAACAAAUUAAUUUUCAUAGUUUCAAACAUUGGCAGUUACACUGGGGGGGGGAAAAAAAAGUAUUGCGUAUAGGAUGUUUAAGAAAGAACUGCAGAUGCUGGGAAAAGAAAAUCGAAGGUAGACAAAAAUGCUGGAGAAACUCAGCGGGGUGAGGCAGCAUCUAUGGAGAGAAGGAAUAGGCGAUGUUUCGGGUCGAGACCCGAAACAUCGCCUAUUCCUUCUCUCCAUAGAUGCUGCCUCACCCCGCUGAGUUUCUCCAGCAUUUUUGUCUACCUUGCGUAUAGGACGGAACUGCAGAUGCUGGUUAACAGCAAAGAUGGGCACAAAAUGCUGGAGUAACUCAGCAGGACAGGCAGCAUCUCGGCCCCAAAACAUCGCCCAUUCCUUUUCUUCAGAGGUGCUGCCUGUCCCAACUGAGUUACUCCAGCAUUUUGUCAAUAAAAAGUAUUAUCAGAUUAUAAAAUCUGCAUUCAGAUGAAUUUCCAAUUGCUAGUGUGCGAUACUGGAUUCAAACACACAUUGAGCCUACAUUCAUAUUCUAAUCUGCGGGGAAAGCACUCAUUUGCGCACCCUCGAGCAUAAAUUUCCAUAGGUCCAUUUUCAUGUGGAAGUUUACUAAUCACUUGUCUCCUUUCCUCACGUGUACAAUGCACUUCCAUUAAAUUAAACCAGCAGGCAACGCUGACAAUCCUAUUUUACAAACUAAAAGCGAGCAAAGAUUAUGCUGGAACAUCACACAAUUGUGUAAACAGUGUGCCGGACGGUACGCCGGUGAAGUGGUUGAAGGAAUAAUGAACAGAAUAGGUGGUUUAAAUAGACAUCACAUGGAACUUUAAGGUCAAAAUAUCAUUCAAGGUGCUCUAAUUGUCAAUUCUUCAGUUUGACAAAUUUUGUUCAAACUGCAUUGUAGAAACUACUCAUUUCAGUAUUACUAAGUCAUAUCAUGAUUCAUUUGCUUCCAUCACUGAAACUUCAUUAUCUCAUUACCGAAUAUUUAAUUUAUGAAACAUCCAGCUCUGCCCCUUUUGACAUGCACAAUUCUUAAUAGUCUGAUUGUAUAAUCAUGCAAUCGCCACUUGGUUGAUUCAGACUGACACAAUAGAUUCAAUUACAGUGACUAAGUAAUGGGCUCCAACCAUUAAAGUAUGGGACUCCUAUUAUAAUAUAAUUCUAUUUAUAUGUUUAAAAAAAAUCAAAUUUCCAAUCAUCUUAGUUUCUUUAGACACAGGCAAGUUAUGAAAACUAUAAACUUGCACUAUUGCUAUGAUUUAAUUUAAUAAAAACUGUACUAGUAUUUUCCAAGUGAAUUGUUGCCAAUAUUUCAUUAUUACCAAAUAGAGGAAUGUUUUGGGGUUUGUUUUACAUUGGAUUUUUACACUGGCCACAGCUGUAGUUUUACCUGCUCUUUAUUUAAAAUGGGAAAUUAGAAUUGACCAUUUACCAGAAGAAAAUUCCCAGCUUUAUACAAUUUGUGUGUAAAUUGGCCUCGGCUCAUCUACUUCAUUUCUAAUGGAUUAGUAUCCAAAUGGCAGAUGGACUAAUGCUUUAAAUGACUUCAUUCCACAGUUGAUUACAGAAUGAUAUCGUGCAACGUGUUUGAAUGUAAAAUUGAAAAAUUUUAUACUUCGUUAAUCAUCAAGUUUAGUGCUUUUAAACUACAAGAUUUAUUAAAGGAGCUUUGAAUACAUUUUGUACACCACUGCUUCUUACUGUUAAGUGACUGGUGUAUAUCUCUCCAGAAACAAGAUGUGGAUAACAAGCAUGUAUACUUGAAGAAACUAUGAUUUCUAAUAAAUUAUUACACCAAUGGU